Messenger RNA from Vitis vinifera (wine grape), 2787 nucleotides. Its product is annotated as subtilisin-like protease SBT1.8. Bases 192 to 2477 code for a protein of 761 amino acids. Gene Ontology annotation, molecular function: serine-type endopeptidase activity. The transcript has 2 exons. The record is from RefSeq and is a predicted model, not a curated record. Gene Ontology annotation, biological process: proteolysis. Lineage: Eukaryota; Viridiplantae; Streptophyta; Magnoliopsida; Vitales; Vitaceae.
GGAGCCUUGAAUAACGAGCAUUAUGGGACUGGAGAGGUGAGUCUGAGACUGAGACUGAUAAUUUCUCCUUUUUCGCUUUUGUUCUCAAUCUCUGGGUGAAGGGAGUUUAGUUUAAGCCAUUAAAGAUCAGAAGAAACCUGCUGUCGAUUCACAUUCUUUCUUUUUGUUACGUUCGCUUUGGGUCUGUGGCCAUGGCGUCUGUGGUGUGGCUGUUCUCGUUCUGGUUUGCAUGCUUUUCACUGUCGGUGAUGGCGAAGCGGACUUACAUAGUGCAAAUGAAUCACCGGCAGAAGCCUUUGUCAUAUGCAACCCACGAUGACUGGUACUCGGCGAGUCUUCAGUCUAUAUCCUCCAACUCUGAUGAUUUGCUUUAUACGUAUUCUACGGCGUACCAUGGUUUUGCUGCGUCUCUGGAUCCUGAGCAGGCUGAGGCGCUGCGGAAAUCGGAUUCGGUUAUGGGCGUUUACGAGGACGAGGUUUAUAGUCUUCAUACGACACGGUCACCGGAGUUUCUGGGGCUGGAUACUGAAUUGGGGUUGUGGGCUGGGCAUCGGACGCAGGACCUGAACCAGGCGUCCCAGGAUGUCAUCAUUGGAGUUCUCGACACUGGAGUGUGGCCGGAUUCCAGGAGCUUUGAUGAUUCCGGCAUGACGGAGGUUCCAGCAAGGUGGCGCGGCAAAUGCGAGGAGGGUCCCGAUUUUCAGGCUUCGUCCUGUAACAAGAAACUUAUUGGGGCUCAGAGCUUCUCCAAGGGCUACCGCAUGGCCUCCGGCGGGAAUUUCGUGAAGAAAUCCAAAGAGAAGGAGUCGCCGCGAGACGUCGACGGCCACGGCACCCACACGGCGAGCACCGCAGCCGGCGCACACGUGUCGAACGCAAGCCUCCUUGGGUACGCCAGCGGAACAGCUCGCGGGAUGGCCACACACGCGCGUGUUGCAGCCUAUAAGGUGUGUUGGAGCACCGGCUGCUUUGGUUCUGACAUUCUUGCCGGAAUGGAUCGAGCCAUAGUUGACGGCGUCGAUGUGCUCUCACUCUCUCUUGGCGGCGGCUCCGGGCCUUACUACCGUGACACCAUCGCCAUCGGAGCUUUCACAGCGAUGGAAAUGGGCAUUUUCGUGUCUUGCUCAGCUGGAAACAGUGGCCCAAGCAAAGCCUCAUUGGCUAACGUCGCUCCAUGGAUAAUGACCGUUGGAGCUGGAACCCUGGACAGGGAUUUUCCGGCUUACGCACUGCUAGGUAAUGGGAAGAAAAUCACCGGCGUAUCUCUCUACAGCGGUCGAGGCAUGGGUAAAAAACCGGUUUCGUUGGUUUACAGCAAAGGAAACAGCACCAGCAACUUGUGUCUGCCCGGUUCGCUUCAACCGGCGUACGUACGAGGGAAAGUGGUGAUCUGUGACAGAGGAAUCAACGCUCGUGUUGAGAAAGGCUUGGUGGUGCGCGAUGCCGGAGGCGUGGGAAUGAUACUCGCUAACACUGCCGUGAGCGGCGAGGAGUUGGUGGCAGACAGCCACUUGCUUCCGGCAGUGGCCGUGGGGAGGAAGGUGGGUGAUGUGCUCAGAGCCUACGUGAAGUCAGUGGCGAAUCCGACGGCUCUGCUGAGUUUUGGUGGGACUGUGUUGAACGUCCGGCCGUCACCGGUGGUGGCGGCGUUCAGUUCGAGAGGGCCCAAUCUGGUGACUCCCCAGAUCCUGAAGCCCGAUCUGAUUGGACCGGGUGUUAAUAUCCUAGCAGCUUGGUCUGAGGCUCUUGGGCCCACUGGGCUGGAGAAGGACACGAGGAAAACUCAGUUCAAUAUCAUGUCAGGUACAUCGAUGUCUUGCCCACACAUAAGUGGGGUGGCCGCGCUGAUCAAAGCGGCACAUCCAGAAUGGAGUCCAAGCGCCGUCAAAUCGGCUCUCAUGACUACUGCCUACACUCGUGACAACACCAAAUCUCCUCUGCGUGAUGCUGCGGAUGGUGGGUUAUCCACACCAUUGGCGCAUGGGUCCGGCCAUGUUGAUCCACAGAAGGCUUUAUCUCCGGGCUUGGUGUAUGAUAUCUCAACGCAAGACUACGUCGCAUUCCUUUGCUCAUUGGACUACACCAUCGAACAUGUGCGAGCCAUCGUCAAGCGGCAGAACAUCACGUGUUCCAGGAAGUUUAGCGACCCAGGGGAACUUAACUACCCGUCCUUUUCAGUCCUAUUUGGGAGCAAAGGGUUUGUUCGGUACACCCGAGAAUUGACGAAUGUGGGAGCUGCAGAUUCCGUCUAUCAAGUGGCCGUGACUGGGCCUCCAUCCGUGGGGGUGGUGGUUAGGCCUUCAACGCUCGUUUUCAAAAAUGUAGGGGAGAAAAAGAGAUACACAGUAACAUUCGUGGCGAAAAAGGGCAAAAAGGUGCAGAACCGCAUGACUAGGAGUGCAUUUGGCUCGAUUGUCUGGAGCAACACCCAGCACCAAGUUAAGAGCCCAGUUGCCUAUGCCUGGACACAGUUGUAACAACAUUUGCUGAGUUUUCCUUCUUUAUGGGUUAUCCUAAUCUGCGGUCUGCCUCGCUGAGGCAAAAUGGCUCUAACCCAUGGGGGAACCAGGGAUGGAGAAGCUAGUUGAGAGGAUGGUGGAGUGAAAGAGUUGCACCAGAAAUUUGUAUUUGUUUGUUAGGAAACUAAUAUAAUUGAAGGGGGCAUACCAAAUUUAGCAUAAAGAUUUGGGCGCAAAAUCAUCUGUUUGAAGUGAACUUUUGCACAAACUCUUAGCUUGUGCAUUUGACAUCAUUUAUAGACAAGGCCUUCGGUGUUUUAAACCUCAA